AGUGGCCAUUUUUAUUUUGAAAGCAGCUACAAGCACACCUUGAUAAUGAAGCUUACUUCUGAAGAAUUGUACAAACUGAUGUGUGCAGAGAUAGUUGGUUCAGAAAAAGUUGUUGAAUAUAGAAGACUUUUUUUCAAAAUACAUGACGAAGUAUUUAAUACUCCUCCAUUUUCUGAAAUUCACACACAGAUUUGUAGUGGCAGUAAAGCAGAGGGACUUUUCAUGAAUGGAAGCGACCUAGAUGUUGUGCGGACUAUGUCUAAGUUCAUGGCGUAUAAAUUGGCUACGAGUGUGGUAAACAUCGAUAAGAGAAAGGCAGUUCUAUUUAUGGAUUAUGAGAUGUCAUCACCAGGAUAUGCAAGACUGUGGAUACAUGAUAAAAACCACCCACAAUGGAGAGAUCCUUGGAUAAAAAUUGCCAAUGAUGGACUCUUAUUUUCAAGUAGCCAGUUUAGAGAAUGGAUGAAAGGCGAACAAAGGUCCGUAAUACUGCAGCGGUAUAACUCUUGCAUGUGUACGAUGGGCGCCCACGACCUUACAGGACCAUGUAUUUCAAGCAAUCGACUUGACCAAGCAUUCAGCAUAGUUUGUCAAUCCUGGCCUGAAUCUGCAAUGCCUUGGUUUUCCCGUAAAAGAUCAUACCAUUGCUACACAGACCAUAUGAUAACCAGGCAAAUGGAAAGAGGAAUACUACUUGUUCCAGUAGGAAACAAAACAGAUUCCGUCGACGUGCAUCCUGACGAAUGGAGAAUAUCUUUUACUAUGACAGAGAAAGAUCUGAUACAUUCGUGGAACCAUGUACAAAUGGUUUGCUAUGCUUGUUUGAAAAUGAUGUUGAAGGAGUUUAUCAGGCUAAAAUCAAAAGAUGACAUCAUGACAUCAUAUUUAGUUAAAACUACAUUAUUAUGGAUAUCAGAGGAGAUGAAUCCUAUCGUAUGGUCCCCAGAAAAUCUGUAUAAGUGUUUUCUGCAAUGUAUUAAACGGCUCUCGUAUUAUAUCAAAUUCAGGUUUUUUCCUAACUAUUUUAUACCAAAUUGCAAUAUGAUUAAGUGCACUGCUACUGAACAGUCACUAACUAAUCUGUCAAACCUACUGGUUGAUAUCAGUAUCAAUGGACUUCAGUAUUUAUUACAAUGUGCUUCAUUAUCAGGUUCCCUUAAGCUUAAGCUAGACAGUGGUAUUCCUAUUGGGUUAACAUCGUUUGAUUUUGCAUUACUGCCUUUGCUUUCAUCCUAUUUACCUGAGCCACAGUAUAUGAAUCGUGAAAUCACGGAAAAAUGUAUUAGAGAAAUAAUGUAUUCGACUUCAACGAGAGAGAAAAAUCUUUACCUCUUGUUUUUAGUUCGAAGUAUAUAUGAGCGAGCACGGUCAACACUGUACACCUCUUUUGUAGUAAAUAACAAACUUAGUUAUUUAGAACAGAGGCGUCGUCAAUUUGAAGCCAUCUGGACUACAAAUGCGGACGCAGUUACAGGCUGGAUAUGCCUAGCUUUAGUUUUUUAUAUCAAUAGGCAAUAUAGAAAAGCAUUGACUGUUCUUGAAUUUCUCCCUUUGAAGUGUACCAGAAAUAAAAUAAUGAUUUGGUGGAGAACACAUCUCCAGAUGGUGGAUUUCAGAAAUCAUAUGCAGACGAAAGUGGUGUUCAGGGGCAAUUUUUUUCGAAAAUUGAGACAUUGCACAAUGACGUCUUUUAUCCAGAUCAAAUCGCCAGAAAAAGAGGUCACCAAAUAUCUUGACAACAGAAUAAGCUGGCUUUUCACAGUUCCAUCACAACAGUACAUAACAUGUCCACCAGAAACUCUAAUCCAUUUUUUAAGGGUUUUGUGUUUUGUCGGAACGAAAGAAAAUUCCGGUCGCAGUAAGGCAGUGUUAGAUUUAAAAGAUGCUGUAGAAAAUAAUCGAACAGUCAAGGAUCCGUAUUUCCGAUACAUAUCUUACAAGUAUUUAAGAGCAGCAUAUGAACUGGCAAAUGACAUUCCAAGCGCUAUGAGAUGCCAUGAAAUGGUCGGGAAGCUUAAAGAGUUUACUGCCAAACACCCGUCUGAAGUUUAAUACAAAUCUUACAGAAACAAGCUAAAGGCUAACUUCCUGAUUCAUUGUGUGUUCUGAACAUUUGAUAAGUUCAACUUGUUCGCAAGAUAAUAUUUUCCAUUUUAUGAACUUUGAAAACAUGAAUCAUUUAUUCUAAUUUAUCUCUUCAACAUGAUCAACUACUGCAUGCGAAAGUGUUUACUGGACACGCAGUGCUUCAAAAUUUCAAUGGUUUACUAAUGAGCAGGGAUUUAAAAAUAGAUUGUCAUUGCAUUCAACUUUUGUUUCUCUCACACGGGCAAAUAUCUGAUAGUCGAUUAAUUUUGGAAUUUGAAUUUUGGAGUUAAAAUAAUACAUUUAAAACAUUUCCAAAAUUUUAAUGAAUUGCCAUAAAAUCAAAAACGUAUUCAAGAAAAUAUAUUAAUACUUUGCAUAUUUUGCAUAAAAAAUGUAUUAAAAAUAGGAAUUUAGUGCGUCCAACGCGCUUUUCUGAGAAACCUUCAUCAAAACAUUGCAAGAAAAAGAUGUAUAAAUACUUGUGAAGUAAUAUAACCAAAUUUGAACUAAAAAUAAAGUACAUGAAA
This is a messenger RNA of Mytilus californianus (California mussel), 2615 nucleotides long. RefSeq lists its product as uncharacterized. The record is from RefSeq and is a predicted model, not a curated record. The transcript is spliced from 2 exons. Bases 46 to 2052 code for a protein of 668 amino acids. Lineage: Eukaryota; Metazoa; Mollusca; Bivalvia; Mytilida; Mytilidae.